Messenger RNA from Chiloscyllium plagiosum (whitespotted bambooshark), 1535 nucleotides. The record is from RefSeq and is a predicted model, not a curated record. Lineage: Eukaryota; Metazoa; Chordata; Chondrichthyes; Orectolobiformes; Hemiscylliidae.
UUCAAUUUUGUGGAAUAACAAAAGAAAAGAAUGCUCCAUAGCUUGUUCUGAAUUUCUACCCUGCAUUGACAGUGAUGACUUUUGUAAUCUGUUUUUCCAGAGUAUUUGAAGAUCCGAAGACAGAAGUUUCAAAAUGAACAGAUGAAGGCCUUAUUCCCGAAAUGUUGACUCUCCUGCUCCUUGGAUGCUGCCUGACCUGCUGUGCUUUUCCAGCGCCGCACUGUUCAACACUGACUCUCCCCUGUCUGCGGUCCUCACUUUCACUUCAAUAUCUGACAGUCACUCAAUCGAUUGGGGCAGCCACGAUUUUUUAUUACAAUUCUGUGAGAAGGAGCAAAGCUUGUUGGUUCCUAUUUCAGUACAUUUUCAUUAUCAGUGGGACUGGAUGAGAGACCCUACUGUUGCUGCGCACGGAGUGUGGAGCCUGAAACUGUUAUCCGGCCUGGAAAGAGGAACUCACAGCAGUGAGAGGCAGUACAUGCGUUUACGUGUGGCUGAAGCUUCGGACAUGGAGAAACCGUGGAGGUGUGGUAACUGUGGGAAAGGCUUCCGUACUCCGUCUGACCUGGAGAUUCAUCAGCGCAUCCACACCGGGGAGAGGCCGUUUUCCUGUCCCAAGUGCGGGAAGGGCUUUACCCAGGUCUCUACCCUGCUUCGGCACCAGCGGAUCCACACGGAGGAGAGGCCUUUCAGCUGCUCUGAGUGUGGGAAGGCCUUCAGCGAUUCAUCCUCCCUACUGACCCACCGGCGAGUCCAUACGGGAAAGAGGCCGUUCAGCUGCCCCGAGUGCGGGAAGGCCUUCAGCCGUUCCUCCAAUUUGCUGGCCCACCAGCAGGUCCACACUGGGGAGAGGCCUUUCGGCUGUCCUGAUUGCGGGCAGGCCUUCAGCUAUUCCUACUCCCUGCUGAGACACCAGCGGGUCCACACGGGGGAAAAGCCCUUCAAAUGUUCCGAGUGUGGGAAGGCCUUCAGCUAUUCCUCCUCCCUGUUGACCCACCGGCGAGUCCAUACGGGUGAGAGGCCCUUCUGGUGUCCCGAGUGCGGGAAGGCCUUCAGCGAUUCCUCCUCCCUGCUGACCCAUCGGCGAGUCCAUACGGGGGAGAGGCCCUUCAGCUGCACUGAGUGCGGGAAGGCCUUCACCCGGUCCUCCCACCUCCGGAGCCACCAGCGACUUCACGUGCCAUCGCAGGGGGACUGACAAAGCGACUGCCGAGUGCCGUUAUCGACUGGACUAUUAACCCAGUUCUGGGAUCUGUUGGGUUUGAAUACCACCGCGGCAGAUGGCGGAAUUGGAAUACGGUCAGAAUCUAACGAUGAAACCAUUUUCUGUGGCGGGGGGGGAGAAAACCCCAAUCUGAUUCACGCCCUUUUGAGGGAAGGAAACUGCCGUUGUGGGAAAGGAUUCACUCAGUCGUCCCAGCUGCAUCCUUUAUCUGGUCUGGCCUACACGUGACUCCAGACCCACAGCAGUUUGUUUCACUCCACACUGCCCCCGUUCCAGGCCGCACGGGUUAAGGCUGUACCAAGGAUCCAAU